Molecule: messenger RNA, 1140 nt
Organism: Photinus pyralis (common eastern firefly)
Lineage: Eukaryota; Metazoa; Arthropoda; Insecta; Coleoptera; Lampyridae
Exons: 2
Coding region: 1-1140 (379 amino acids)
Source: RefSeq, a predicted model, not a curated record
AUGGCGGCAUCUACGUACAAUGGCUACAUUAGGGAGUUUAACCCUAAAGAGUGUAACUGGACCAUUUACAAAGAGAGGCUGUUUCAGUUUUUCAUUGUAAACAAUGUGGACAAACAAGAGAUAAAAAGGGCGUUAUUGUUAAACGCCUGCAACGAAGAGAGUUAUCAGUUAAUAAGUAAUCUGUGUGUGCCAAAUUCUCCCGAUGCAACGGACUUCAAGGCUUUAAUUGAAUUGUGUGAUAAACAUUUCGCACCACAAAAAGCGUUGUUUCCAGAACGUUUUAAGUUUUAUCACGCAAAUCGAAACGUGGACGAAACCAUCAUGGACUGGGCGGCUAGGGUAAAAAACUUAGCGUCCAAAUGUAAAUUUGGAUCUGAAUUAAGUGUUGCGAUGCGUGAUAAGUUUAUAGUUGGCAUGGAGGAUAAAGCAAUUUUGAAUCGUCUAUUUGAGGAAGACGUGAGUACAUUAACGUUAGAUAAAGCAAUUGAUAUCGCGUUAAGUAAGGAAGCAGUAUUAAAGAACUAUGAGGCAAGUGCUAAUACGGUAAUUAAACAAGAACCCAUGGAGGUGUACAAAACUUCUCAGCAAUGGGCGACCGACAAGCGUAAGGGGAGCAGCAGUAACCAGAGAGCAGAGGCUGGAUCUGCAGGAGCAUCCCGUGCGGCGUCCAGAAGAGGAGGGCGCAGCAGCGGUCCACAAGGGAAAGUUGGUCAGGACGCUCAAUGUGCUGUAUGUGGUAAAAAUCACGGUCAAAAAAUGGAAAUUUUUAGGGAAUGUGAGAAGGUGUUUGCAAACACAUUAGGUAAAUUUACUAAAGGCAAAAUAAAAUUGAAUUUAAAAGAGGCUGCCAUUCCAAAAUUUCAGAAGGCUAGAGUUUUACCUUUCGCAAUGCGGGAAAAAGUAGAAAAAGAAAUUGCGAGGUUAGUCGAUAUAGGAGUUUUGGUUAAAGUAGAUUACAGCGAAUGGGGAACGCCCGUAGUUCCAAUUUUGAAAAAAGACGGAUCCAUUAGGCUUUGUGGUGACUAUAAAGUCACUCUCAACCCAUCUUUGCAAGAGGAACCUUAUCCUAUACCACGAGUAGAAGAACUGUUUGCUAAGUUGUGUAAUGGUUUUCGCAGGCCUACUCUCAAAUCGAGUUAG